CUUCUCAUUCGGCCUCACUCCACCUCUAUUCGACUCUUCACGAAAAGCUAAGCAAGCUUUCUAAUUGCAAAGAUUUCUAACUUAGCUCACCUUUCAGUGAUCUAUAAAUAUCAUUAGUCUUUAUACAAAAAAUAAAAUUAAAAAAAUUCUACUGCAACACCCACCAGAUCUCCAAAAGCACUUUUUUAAACGUAAAAAACGGUUUUUGCUAUUCACCGCCAAACAGGAGCUCUCAGCCGUACAGAGUUUUAUCUUCUUCAUACAUUAUCACGUAACCUCCGUUUCCAAUCCUCCGGCUUCGGAUAUGGCGGAUCGGCUGCGAGCUUUGUUCAAGGGUGAGGCCCUCACUUACGCCUACCUUCUUCUCUACAUCGCACUCUCCAGCGGCCAGAUCUUCUUCAACAAGUGGGUUUUGUCGUCCAAGGAAAUAAACUUCCCUUAUCCUCUUGGAUUGACUUUGCUUCACAUGGUCUUCUCCUCUGUCUUAUGCUUUUUACUCACGAAAGUUUUUAAGAUUAUGAAGAUUGAGGAAGGAAUGACAGUAGAAAUAUACGUCUCAUCAGUGAUGCCAAUUGGUGCAAUGUUUGCUAUGACUCUUUGGCUGGGAAAUACUGCCUACAUGUAUAUUUCUGUUGCAUUUGCACAAAUGUUGAAAGCAAUCAUGCCAGUAGCUGUUUUCAUUCUUGGAGUAGCAGCAGGACUUGAGGUAAUGAGCUGCAGAAUGCUAUUGAUCAUGUCAGUGAUAAGUUUAGGUGUUCUGGUGGCUUCUUACGGUGAAAUAAAUAUCAGCUGGAUUGGAGUAGUUUAUCAAAUGGGAGGAGUUGUUGGAGAAGCUUUAAGACUUAUUUUUAUGGAGAUUUUUGUUAAAAGGAAGGGUCUCAAAUUAAAUCCAAUAUCUCUCAUGUACUAUGUUAGCCCGUGCAGUGCUCUUUGCCUACUCAUUCCAUGGAUCUUUUUGGAGAAAACAAAGAUGGAAGAAAAUAGCUCAUGGAACUUUCCACUCCUUCUGCUAACACUCAAUUCUCUGUGCACUUUUGCCCUCAACUUAUCAGUUUUCCUUGUGAUCACUCACACAAGUGCCUUGACCAUUCGUGUUGCUGGAGUUGUCAAGGAUUGGGUGGUUGUCUUAUUGUCUGCCCUUCUCUUUGCUGAUACAAAGCUGACUAUUAUAAAUCUGGCAGGUUAUGGCAUUGCCAUAGCAGGUGUAGCAGCAUACAAUAAUCACAAAUUAAAAAAAGAAGUUUCUAGAGGCAACCCUGAAGAAGCUGAAAGUUCUCAACCUACACUAACGGCGGCAUCAUCAGAUUCCAACAAGUAGAGAUGUCACAGGAGGAUUCGGCCUAUUUAUUUUUUAGCUGCUUCUGUGGUGGGGUAAAUUUUGUGGCAGUUUGAAGCAGAACUGAAAUUGAAAGUAUAAAGAUGUCAAGUUCGCAGAAGUGUGUCAUCCUCACAAAGGUAGGCAUUUACAGAGGGAAUUUCAAAAGUUGAUGUAUCAUAGAUGAUUUGUCUGUAAAGCAAGUGCCAGAGUCACUGUGAUACUAAACGUACUCUCUGUUUAUAAAAUUUUGAUAAUUUUUUAGUUCACACAAUUGUAU
Molecule: messenger RNA, 1595 nt
Organism: Prunus mume (Japanese apricot)
Lineage: Eukaryota; Viridiplantae; Streptophyta; Magnoliopsida; Rosales; Rosaceae
Product: Nucleotide/sugar transporter family protein
Source: RefSeq, a predicted model, not a curated record